Molecule: messenger RNA, 1292 nt
Organism: Harpia harpyja (harpy eagle)
Lineage: Eukaryota; Metazoa; Chordata; Aves; Accipitriformes; Accipitridae
Product: growth hormone secretagogue receptor type 1-like
Exons: 1
Coding region: 540-1292 (250 amino acids)
Biological process (GO): G protein-coupled receptor signaling pathway
Cellular component (GO): plasma membrane
Molecular function (GO): G protein-coupled receptor activity
Source: RefSeq, a predicted model, not a curated record
GUGAUGCUCGCAAACACUGGAGGGAACUGGAAAACCGCUGAGUGGGUCCGAGAGGCUGUUCCCGUCCAGCUCCCGUCAGGGGGACUGCCUCCUCUUGCGGUUCCUCGGCGAUCGAUCCAGUGCCCCGCCGCCAGACCCGGCUCUACGCACGUAGUGGGAUUCACAGGACUUGAAAGGAAAUGCAAAAAAUAGCCCUUUUCCAAACACCACGAAGCUAAGUGUAAAUAUCGGGAUGGUAAAUAUGUUUUAUAAUGGUCAAUAUUGUUUUUAAAAGGUUGGGUCUGGCAAAUACUGGAUGUGUGAAUCUAAUGUUCCUUUACUUCUUGUAAAAUGGACUAAUCAGCACUUGGGUAUUUAUCUUCAUCAGCUACAUGGUUAUGAGCAUAAUUUUGAUUUUUUUAACUGAUCAUGUAAGAGUCACUGCCUAGACGAUUGGUGCUUGGACCCUCGCUUCAAAACAUGCCUCUCUCCUACUGUGACUCAGAUUUCUGUCGAAGGGGAAGGCGAAGCCAGCCCAGACCUCGGCUUUGGAACCAGACAUGGGCUCCAUCUCAAAUCACAGAUAUUUCAGAAAUGACACAGAUUCCUCUGAAGAUCAGUCUUUUGCUUUGUUUGACAUCCAUAUUUUGAUGCCCAUGACUAUAAUUUCCAUCAUCCUGUUUUUCUUGGGAGUCUCUGGGAAUUUGAUAACGAUAGCCAUUUUCAGACACUCACAGGAGAUGAGGACAAUGGUGAACAUGUACCUGUCCAGCAUGGUGCUGUCGGACAUGCUGAUUUUCCUCAGCCUGCCUUUGGACCUCUACCGCCUUUGGAAGUACAAGCCCUACAUAUUUGGGGAUUUUCUCUGCAAGUUCUUCAUUUACCUGAGCGAAACAUGCACAUACUGCACCAUCCUGCACAUCACCAUUGUGAGCGUGGAGAGGCACUUCGCCAUCUGCUUUCCCCUGAAAGCCAAAGCGACCAUCACCAAGUGCCGGGUGAAAUGGCUCAUCCUGGUGCUGUGGGGCUGCUUCCUCCUGACCGCCAGCCCCAUCCUCUUCCUCUUCGGUGUGGAACACCCCAAAGGCAGCCUGUCCCAGAAGAGCCAGGAGUGCAGGUCCGUUAAGCGCGUGGCCCGCAUGGGGCUGCUCGAGAUGAUGACUUGGGUCUUCACCAUUUAUUUCUUCCUGCCAAUGCUCUGCUUGACUCUGCUGUAUGGACUCAUCGGCAGAAAGUGCUGGCGGAGCGGGCAGUGGCUGCCGGGCUGCGGGCAGGAAAAGGUCCCGCACGCAGACUGUCAAAAUGCUGGGUAA